Cygnus olor (mute swan) is the source of this 5204-nucleotide messenger RNA. It is a transcript of the gene PRSS35, whose product is annotated as serine protease 35. Gene Ontology annotation, molecular function: serine-type endopeptidase activity. The record is from RefSeq and is a predicted model, not a curated record. Lineage: Eukaryota; Metazoa; Chordata; Aves; Anseriformes; Anatidae. The coding region runs from base 856 to 2097 and encodes 413 amino acids. Gene Ontology annotation, biological process: proteolysis. The transcript is spliced from 2 exons.
GGGCAAAACUGGGGGGCUGAGGGGUGUCGGUGCCCUGGGCUUGUGCAGGAUUUGGUGUAAAGCCCCUGCCGCGUUAGCCUUAGGGAUGCAGUUUUGAUAGGACUGAAAAGCGACACGUUGCUCUGACCCCCCUUCCCGCCCCCCCCUUUUUUUUUCUUCUUUUUUUUAAGCACGGGCGACUAGCAGGACAGACGAGGGGGCACAUUUAUUCCUCUUUCAGAGUUUUUGUCUCCGUGCAGCUUCGGCUGUAGGCACGGAGGGAGCCUCUUCGCAUUUCAAAACAACCUCUCCUUUAAUUCUGAUUCACCCCCGCAGUAUUUGUGCUACCAUUCCUGCUCUCUUUUUUGGAAUUGACACUAAUUUUAUCCAGAUUCGUCACCGCUGGAAGCAGAUUUAUCUCGGAAUCGCAAGAGAGCUGUGCCAAGGUAUUUAACUUUCAGGCUCGGGAGAGAGGGAACUCCUUUGGAUCAGCCACAGAAAGGCAGAGCCUCCCGCGGUCACGCCUGAACGCAGGACCAGAGGAUGGCUAAGGAGCUUUAGCGAGUGGAAGCCUUCCUCUCCAAAUCCUCGGCUUCUCCCAGGAAAACGCCGGACUUCCAAGCGCUUGAUGCACACAAACGGUGGGCCCUUCCACAUGUGACCAUAAGACACAGACAGUAGAGUUUCUGCAGCCUUUGUGGGAUCCUGAAGGAAAAAGGCAUGCCAUGAGUCAGCAGACUUGUCCCUCCUACUUGGCUGGGCUUUCCUGAGUGUAUAUAUUGCAUGAUUAUGCUUUUAAGAUACUAAGAUAGUUGCGUGUAUUUCAACUCUAUAUUUUCAAAUCUCUCUGUCUUGUUUUAGAAAAAAAUAGACAAAAUGGAGCACAUGUUACUGCUAUUCAUAUUAUUCUUGCCUACAUUGGGUCUUGCUAAUGGAACAGAAACUGAACAAGAUUUUACUUGGCACUUAAAGAAGAUUCCCCAAAUAGUGAGUGAAAGAACUUUCUCCCUUGACAACCCUAAAUUUGAAGCAAAACCCAACCUAGAGCUGAACAGCGUAUGUGGAAUUGAAUGUCAAAGAAAAUUGCCAGUGCCCAGCUUGUCUGACUUGAAGGACCUCUUAUCCUAUGAGACUGUUUUCGAGAAUGGCACGCGGACCCUGACUGAAGUGAAUGUCCUUGGACUAACACCUGGUCCAUCUGGAAACACAACUACACACAAGUCAUUGAGGAAGAAGAGGCAGAUAUAUGGAACAGAUAGUAGGUUCAGCAUCUAUGACAAACGGUUUAUGACCAACUUUCCCUUCAACACAGCUGUGAAGGUCUCCACUGGCUGUAGUGGCAUUCUCAUUUCCCCCAAGCACGUGCUAACAGCUGCCCACUGUCUGCAUAACGGCAAGGAUUACGUUAAAGGCAGCAAAAGACUGAGGGUGGGCCUGAUGAAAACAAAGUCCAGAGGUGAUGGCAGGAAGCGCAAAGGGGCUAAGAGAAGUAGGAGAGAAGCUUCUGAGGCCCAAGAGGAUCCUAAAGUUGACACAGGACUAAGGCGACGAUCCAAAGGUGGUGGGAGAAAGCAGAGGAGAUCUGGGAGGAAGCAGGAGACCUCAGAUGGCAUGCCCUCCUUCCAGUGGACCAGAGUGAAGAGUACCCACAUCCCCAAAGGCUGGUUUAAGGGUGUCUCUGGGGAUAUUGCCCUGGAUUAUGAUUAUGCUGUUCUUGAGCUCAAGCGUCCCCACAAAAGGAAAUACAUGGAGUUGGGAAUCAGCCCAACCAUCAAAAUGAUGCCCGGGAGCAUGAUCCACUUCUCGGGUUUUGACAACGACCGAUCUGGGCAGCUGGUCUACAGAUUUUGUAGCAUUUCUGAUGAGUCCAAUGAUCUCUUUUAUCAGUAUUGUGAUGCUCAGCCCGGCUCAACUGGAUCUGGCAUCUAUCUCCGUCUUAAGGAGCCGAACAAAAAGAAGUGGAAACGCAAGAUCAUUGCUGUUUAUUCAGGCCAUCAGUGGGUGGAUGUCAAUGGGGAACAGCAGGAUUAUAAUGUAGCAGUAAGAAUUACUCCUCUUAAAUAUGCCCAGAUUUGCUUCUGGAUACAUGGGAAUGACGAGAAUUGCACACAAGGCUGAAGAGAGCUGAAACUAACUUGCCUAGCACCCAAAUUAUAACAGAGUGAAAAUCUUCUGCCAGCAGUUACCGAAAGAACAUCACUCUACGUCAGGAUGCUUUCGAACUCAAAGCUCACAAGUAAUGUUACGGUGACUUGAGUAAUGCUGAAUGGUUGGGGAAUGGGUAGAGUUAUCAAACAAAAUAUUUUUAAUUGUAAUCAACCCUAGAUCUGCACUUAAAAGCCCAAACUAUAUUUAUAUUUGCAAUUGUGAUAAAUUCAAAACGUUCAUGUCAGAAAAAAAUGACUACACUUGUUUGUCAUUUUUUCCCCCAGGGGAAGGAUUGAAGCUUCUCAAACUGGUAUCCAACAAUAUAUGUUUUUUUCAGUGGAUUUUCUUUUCUCAGGGUUCUGUUCCAAUUCUUCAAAUGCAAGUUGUGUGUACAUCACUUUACUGUCUGUGCAGAAUGAUCCAGAGUACUGCAUGAGACUAAGAAAUUAUUCUGGCAUUUUCUAAAGACCACAGCUCCAUGUUGAAAAACAGCAAUCUAGUUCAUGCUUGUUAUUUUGGAAAGUUUCCUAAUCUGGUUGCUGGAGGAACACUCCCAUGGAAACCCCAAUUUUUUGUAGCCAAUGACUAGACCUAAAAGACAAGUUUUCACUUCAUUGCUCAGUAGAAACAACAAAGAGAAAUUAAAGAACAUAGAAGUUUCCAUGUUUGGGAGAAGAAACAUCAGAGCAUAACUUAAUGCCUUUUUAUACCUUCUUUGAGAAGCUAUACAAGUCUUAAAUAUAUACCUUUGUUUUCUAAUUAGUAUUUGGAAAGCUGUAGCUUUAGCUUCUUUUCAAAUGUUUAUCUUCCCCAUUAGGCAAAGUCACUGACUUCAGAAGUGGCUGUUUGACAAUCAUUUGGAGCUUCACCUCAAAGCCACGGAUGAGAGUUUUGUUGGGUGCUAACCAUUUUUGCAGGUUCUUAAAAUUACUUCAUAAGAAUUCAGCUACAUAGAUAGGAUACUCUGGGUAUUAGACUGGGAGUUGGAAAGCAGUAUUUCUGUAUGUCUUUCCAUGGUUUUACAAAGUGGGCAGUUUUAAUCAUGUCAUAUUCAGACUCCGCCUCAACGCGAGUCACAGGGUUAAACUAAAAAAUUCUCCCAACUAAAUUAUACCAACUUCUGAAUGGUGGAAGAACUACCCUGUGCAUGAUAACCGGUAUCUUGCUAGAUAGCAGCAGUAGUUAUCAAAUGAUUUGGUUCAAUAUGUUUGCUGAACCACACAGUUAAUGAAAAAAGAGAGCUUGACUUUCACACAUGAAUCGCCUUUUUAAAAAAUUGAAUACUGUUGAUUGCCACACAAGUCUUAAUCUUGUAUUUUGUAUCAAGAUUUUGGAGUGCAAAGGAUUGUUAUGGUGCUAUGUUAAUCUAGUAACAAAAUAAUAUUUCAGAUCACAUCCAUUGUAUUUCAGAUCACAUCCAUUGGGUUUCGUUACUUUUAUAAUUAUUCAUCAUUGCAAUAUUUAAUUUUUUGAUGAUAGGUUUAUACUGACCAAAAUUAAUUUUCUUCCUAUGCAGAAGAAAAAAAAAUAGAACAAGAUUUUAAAAUAUGAUUUCUUAUUGGUAUAUUUGAAAUUUGCUUGUAACAUUUUUCAAUGAAAUAUGAUCAUUUUUAGUAACCCACUUUUUUGUAGAUGACUGAAAAUAUAAAACCUGACACUUUGAAUGUGCAGGCAACUUUCUUUGACAUAUUAUUACCAAAGCAUCAAAAUUUAACAGUUGUUUCCAUACCAUAACUCCAGCAAUAUUUCAUUGAUUGGAAGAGAUCUCACUUUAAAAGAAACUAUUUCUUUCAACUUUAGCCUUUCCAGGCAACAUUUAACUUUUUUUUUUUUUUUAGACUUGUAUGAUUGUUUGCAGAAAACUAAUAUUUUUUAAAGUUUAGAAAUUAAUGUCUAAGGUUUUAAAGUUAAUUAUAUUUGUUGUUGUUGUUAACAUCUCUAUGAAGACAUAUGGCUUCACUGACUAAUUUUAAAUCACCUCAGUCCAAUAUUUAAUGCUCUUGCUCUAUGCAGCAGACCUACAAUAUUUCUUAGGUGGCUCUAUAAUAUAUUUCUUACGUGCCUUUUUCCAUAGUUACUGUAACAAAUAAGGUACCGUAUUGUUAAUCAAUAUAAGUCAGCAUAGGUCCAUGGAUUUUGUUAGAAUUUUAUCCUCAACAUUGAUUCAGGUCCAAAACUGAUCAAGAUAAAGUAGCUUAGUAAAUCCCUUGUUUUGGGGAGUCGUCUUUAGGUGUACUCAUUAGGAAAAGAAAUACCAUUAUUUCUUUAUUAGUUUGGGAAUCAGGGACAAGGUAAGAAUGAAAAAUGUUUAUGUCAGCUUUCAAAUGGUCUUGUUCUAAUAAUCAUCUGCUUUAAAUACCUCAGCCACAACCUGAAAUUCUCAUACCACGCUGAUAACAAAAGUUUAUCCUCAGAGGAUAAAUGUUGGAUGUCCAGUGCCUUAUUUUAUGGUACUAAGAGGUUAAAGAGGCUGGGCAGCGCAACAUAUGAAUUAAUCACAACUAUAAAUAUACAUAUUCAAGCCCCUGUGUCUGAGUGCCCAUGCAGAGACACAUGCAAGCAUGGCAUUUGAAAGCAUGCACUGUGCUGUCUGGGCCAGAACCUUCAGGCAAGGGGAAGAUACCAGUGGCCAAAAUGUUCAUGGCUGUCGUAUCCCAAUGCCAGACAGCAUUUCGAUAUGCCGUUUAGCCUAAUAAAGAAGGAAAUGCUUUGUGUAGGUGUUGUUACAGCCCCAGAGGCCAGCACAGGGCUAUCGGUACCAGCCACUGCAAGUGGGACAAGAACUUUUGAGCUGUCAGAAUCUCAGAUUGCCUUCAAAGAGCUGCAGUUGGUAUCUUGUUAUCUAUGACAAAAUACCCAAGGGGGUGUUCCUAGUAAGGAGUAUAGUGUACAGGCAUCAGGGCAGGGUUCCCAGCAUAGGAGACACGUCCCUUGCAAUGUUUCUGCAAAGGAUUUUUCCCUCUUUCAAGAACUGGAGUGGGCAUCAUUUGUUUUCCUCAGCAUUAAUGCUUUUCCAUAAGAGUUGAGCUUUUCUUUAACUGUUUUCCUGGCUUUAGGAAAACAAAACAAACAAACAA